AUGGGGGGCAAGACAGCUAGCAAGUCCGUCUACUUCGACAAGCUCAAGUCCCUCCUCGAGGAGUACAACAGCAUCUUCAUCGUCACCGUCGACAAUGUCUCGUCUCAGCAGAUGCACGAGAUCCGCGCGAGCAUGCGCGGCCAGGGUGUCGUCUUGAUGGGCAAGAACACCAUGGUCCGCCGUGCGAUCAAGAUCUUCAUCAGCGACAACCCGGAGUACGAACGCCUCCUUCCCCACGUCAAGGGCAAUGUCGGCUUCGUCUUCACCAACGGCGACCUCAAACAGACGCGUGAGAAGAUUUUGAGCAACCGCGUGGCUGCGCCGGCUCGUGCUGGUGCCGUUGCGCCCGAUGAUGUCUUCAUCCCCGCUGGAAACACCGGCAUGGAACCCGGCAAGACCUCUUUCUUCCAGGCUCUCGGUGUUCCGACCAAGAUUGCGCGUGGUACCAUUGAAAUCACCUCCGACCUCAAGCUCGUCCAGGCCGGUCACAAGGUCGGUGCCUCCGAAGCCACCCUCCUGAACAUGCUCAACAUCUCCCCCUUCACGUACGGCAUGGGUAUCUCCCAGAUCUACGACCAAGGGCAGACGUUCGAGUCCAGCGUCUUGGACAUUGAAGAGUCUCAGCUCCUCAAGGCCUUCACCAGCGCCAUCACGACCAUCGCCACCAUCUCCCUCUCCCUCAACUUCCCCACGCUGCCCAGUGUCAUGCACAGCUUGGUGAACAGCUACAAGAACCUCAUCUCGGUUGCGCUGGAGACGGAGUUUGAGUGGGACGCGAUCCACGAGCUCAAGGACCGUGUCAGGAACCCUGACGCCUAUGCUUCCGCCGCGCCCGCCGCCGCCGCCGGUGGAGCCAGCGAGGCCGCCGCCGCCGCACCUGCCGAGGAGGCGAAGGAGGAGGAGGCUGAGGAGAGCGAGGAGGACAUGGGCUUCGGUCUGUUUGACUAA
Messenger RNA from Neohortaea acidophila, 948 nucleotides. Its product is annotated as ribosomal protein L10-domain-containing protein. The transcript is spliced from 2 exons. Gene Ontology annotation, cellular component: cytosolic large ribosomal subunit. Gene Ontology annotation, molecular function: structural constituent of ribosome; large ribosomal subunit rRNA binding. The record is from RefSeq and is a predicted model, not a curated record. The coding region runs from base 1 to 948 and encodes 315 amino acids. NCBI's taxonomy places the organism in Eukaryota, Fungi, Ascomycota, Dothideomycetes, Mycosphaerellales, Teratosphaeriaceae. Gene Ontology annotation, biological process: ribosome biogenesis; ribosomal large subunit assembly; cytoplasmic translation.